Messenger RNA from Symbiodinium sp. CCMP2456, 639 nucleotides. The record is from the annotation of a GenBank genome assembly. Lineage: Eukaryota; Dinophyceae; Suessiales; Symbiodiniaceae.
AUGGACAGUUCAGGAGAAAAAGGAGGUCCGGUCAAGAUCGAUUGGGCGCGGGCCCUGGUGGAGCAUUACUUUGCAGACUCCAGCGAGGAGGAGCAACAGGUGAUGCUGAAGGGGAUUUGCGGCGGCAAAACAAUUCGCUCCACCGACGUGGAGAUCCUGGACCACGUUGCCGAGCUCGAUGCCGACAACAAGCAGGCGUUCAAAAAACAAAUCCAAGCUGCAUGCGAGAGCCUCGAUCACCUCUUGCAGGCCAAGGGAUGCAAGCAGGAUGCAAAAACAGCUGUCACGGGUACUGCAGAAGAAAAAACAGAGGCCGCUGCCAAGAAGGCUGCGCAAGAGAAAGAAAAAAAGGAGCAAGCUCAUCGGGAGCAUGAGGCUGGCGAGAAAGCUGCGCACAAGGCGGAAGUGGAGCGACAAUGGAAUUUGACACCGAGCUGGUUGAAGGAGCUGUUGCCGGGCGGGGGGGCGAUCACAGGCACGUUCUAUGCACAGUACCACCCUGUGAAUGAGUUCUUCAAAACAUUCUAUCCAGUGCGUGCUGGCGAGGAUCCAGCAAACACGUACCAGAGCUGUCAAAGGAAAUACGGCACCGCCAGGUGCCCGACAAAAGCAGACGCCCUCGAAACAGUGAUCAAGUUC